AUGUACGUGUACAUAACUUGUACGGCGCUUGCUGGCCUUUGUGAUCAGACUCGCUAUCAAUGUUGUGGAUUAAAUUUCUCAAUCACUUUGUUUGCAUUACGCCUCGUUUUACUUAAAGCAGGUUCAAGUUACCACAUUAUGGAUACGGUCUGCACGACACCACUAACUUAAUGCCAAUUCCAUGCUCCUUUGUCAAAGCACAGUUACGAGGCUCUGUACCUACUUCAGUCUUAACUAAAGACCUCUAGAGCCUUCUUAGAAUGAGAGGUUAAACUCACACUGGGGCUCAUCAAUUACUGCAUGCAUGUAUCUGCAGAGUCUACUUUGCAACAGGGCAACUAGACGAUUACACUUGUUAGAAAAGAGUAAAGUGGCUUUUGGAGGAUGUCCGUCAGGGUAUGUGUAUAUCCUGUGCCAAUAAGUGACCCUGGGAGUAUAUCACGAUAUGGCAGUGCAUCAAGCUCAGUAGUGAGUGGUCGCGGGUCUCCAUCACGGCUCAUCUCAGCCUCAGCUACAUGUAUAGCAGCCAUCUCCCAACAGGCUGCCAACACGUCGGCCUCCUCAACUUGCCGGGCCUCAGCUGUCCAAACGGAAGAUGGAACAGUAUCUCCACCCACCCAGAGCCAGACUUGCUCCUUGCCCGAAAUACCCAACAGUCCGAGUUUGCGGUCUGUUGCGACUUCAGACUCCCCGCUCCUUGUACAAGUGAGGAACAUUGCUGAGAGGCAGAAGGAAGAAAUGCUACAGGGGAGUGCAAUGCAGAGUACUACACGGAGCAGUACGUUUCCCAACUUCCGAGCUCUCCAAAGGCUGGCACUCAGUGCUAGGACAAGUACAAACUCCAGGAGAAGCAGUACCACCUGUGUUCAUGCUGACAAAGAUCUCAACCGGAGAAGCACCUUAUCCAACUCUAACAGUUCAAGAACGCCAGGGUCAAACAGCACCAAUCACCCGGCUGAUGAGAGGUGUGGUAAAAGUUUCCAGCUGAGUCGGGGCCCUGAAGCCACACGAACCCCAGCUGACUUCUGUGCACUCACAAGUUUACCGGGAAACAGGCAGGAUGAACGUCUAAGGUGGAAGAGCUCCUCUUCUGAUGAGAUGAUGGAGGCUUACGUUGCUGAUCACCCAAUGUCAUCAAAAUUCCACAAGAAGAAAUCGGCAAAGAAAAAGAAGAGAAAAACUAAAAGGACAAAAUCCAGGAGUCAUCUUUCUCAGAAGCAUCCCCCAGAGAGCAAACAAUCCUUGGCUGACAAAAAGGCCACUGUACAGGACUCCUUGGGCACCUUACUCCGAGCCAUGCCCGUUGUGGUUGAGACCAAAAAGAUAGAAGUGUACAGUUCACGUUAUGGCAAAUGCGAAACAGAGGGUAUAACCCCCCACCGGACUGAGCGAAAGUCCUCUGAUAUCGAGAAAGCCAAUAGUCCAAACCCUGUGACAUCCUUGCAGAGGGAUUCACCACAGGGGGCUUUUGUCAGCAACCUCACCGCUCAGGGACGUCACCCAAUCAUUUACGCCAGCAGGGUGUCACCUCGGAUCCCUGGACCUGGCGGACUCGGUAAUGGCUCUCGAGAGCAGGACAACUUGUCACGGGUGACGAGGGUGUACCUGUCCGACAAACAGUCUGGUAACCUGAGGGAGUGUGGCUCAAUCCUGCCCUGUGCACCGCCUUGUACCCCGACUCCUCAGAUGAUGCAGAAGUAUCAGUACAUACCAUCCAUGAUGGACUUGAGGAGCCAGCGAGCUGUCCGCGACCGCCUGUCCGGAAUGGAGCAGAAGGCCAAAAAGAAGCAACAGCAACAGAGGGAGGAGGCUCGCAAGGUGGAGCAGCAGCUCCAGCGAGACCAAGUGUCGGCUUGGAAGCAGCGACAGAGGCUGGAGAUAUAUGCCCUGAACAAGAUCAUGACCGAGUUUGAAGAGAACAACUUCCAGCAGUUCAUGAAGAUGAUGAGCGGGAAGACUCCUUGAAGACAUGAUCUGAUGUUUCAUUCCAGUUAGCUCUUUUCUCUCUAAAAGGCCACGUGUCUCACUGAGACUUCGACACAGAAUUUCAUGUCAACAUUGUGUGGGAAAACAACUCAAGCACUUGGAAAUAUGCAUGAUUGUACAUGUAUGAGCGAUAUACAUGUACAGGUAUACAGGAUUUAUCAGAUAGGUAUCAGUGCUUGUCGACUGCCAUUUUCUGCCGAAAAUGUAGAUUUUGGAAAAAAAAAAAAUACAUGUGUACAUGUAUAUGUAAGCGGUCAACUUUCGAAACACUGCCCAAAUGCCAUAAAUUCUGAUUGCAAUACUUAUAGGAUAUUUCCCACCACAAGCAUGUAUUUUUCAGCCCUGUAGGACACACCCAUGAUGCAGUAUUUACUGCCAUGUUGGGCUGUGCUCGCGGACCUAACUCGAGAUCAACACAGUGCAUCUACACAGACCUGUGUGACUACAUGAGUGUGUAAACACCUUCAAUCGUGGACCUAUAACAAUUGGAGACAAUAGGGUCCACGGUUGCCGAAAAAUCCACGGUUGGAAAACGUGU
Molecule: messenger RNA, 2524 nt
Organism: Acanthaster planci (crown-of-thorns starfish)
Lineage: Eukaryota; Metazoa; Echinodermata; Asteroidea; Valvatida; Acanthasteridae
Biological process (GO): protein secretion; negative regulation of protein ubiquitination
Cellular component (GO): apical part of cell
Source: RefSeq, a predicted model, not a curated record